Molecule: messenger RNA, 2363 nt
Organism: Trichobilharzia szidati
Lineage: Eukaryota; Metazoa; Platyhelminthes; Trematoda; Strigeidida; Schistosomatidae
Source: the annotation of a GenBank genome assembly
GGUAAAAGAGCGCGUCGCUCGAGUGAUUAAGCUACAUUGUGUCGGAUAUAUUUUCCAACUUUCCGGUUUGUCAAAGGCACUCGCACAGACUGAUUAGAUAGAUCAUCAAUCUUCCAAACAAACAAAUCAUACCUUUUCUACCAAGCUGAUUUAUAACAGUUUUUCUUUUCCAAUGGAUUCACCAAUCUGUACAGAAAACAAUCAUGCUCCAUUCAAGGAUCAAAUUGACGAUGAAACUGUCAUGUUCGACUUGGAUAUGAGUGUUGAUGGUAUGCCGGAUACACCAUUAAAAAAUGAUGAUAAUGAUUCUGAUACACAAAAAUCUCGAGUACUGUUGUGUUUGGCAGUUUUUUUUAAUUAUUUAAUGAAAUUCUUUUUUUUAGACUAACCAAUCGGGUAAUUCACUUUCUGCCUUGCCUUCAAGACGUGAGAGUAGAUUAAAGUCAGAGAAUGCUUCACGUUCUGCUUCAUUCUCAGGACUUGCUGAUAAUGUUCACUUGGAGGAUAUUUAUGAAUAUGAUUGGGCAGAUAGUGAUUCUGAAUCUCCAGGUGGAAAAAAUGAAAAAGAAUCGUAUAUUGUGCAGGAAAUUCUUGCUGAUUAUUUAAAGAUUAAAUCUUUCAAACGUAAGUACCCUGAUCUAUCAAGACGUGCAAUGGAUGCUUAUGAACGUUCAUGGUUACAACAAGAAGGCAUUGUUCCUGUUGGUCGUGCAGAUCUUGGCCUAACAGCACUUAAAACAGAUGAUGUUAUGAAAUUGCUGCAACAAGAUUAUCCAGAAGUACAUGUUGCCCUGACUGAUCUAUUUCGUCGACGAAAGUUUAAGACAACAAUUGAAAAUCAAAAACGUCAAUAUGAAGCUGCUCGUAUUGAACGCGGUGAAGCUCGAGCUGAAGCUGCACGUCGACGGGCUUUAGAUUCAGCUGCCGAUUAUAACCAUCGUCUUAUAAGUGAACGUUUAAAUUCCAGACGGUGUUAUUGGGAUUUACAGACAAUGCAAAUUCAUAUACCACAAAGGAAGUAUAAACUAUUAGAUUAUACAAAUUUUCCUGCUGGUGGCGCUGGUGAAGGUGGUGGUGGUGGUGCUUAUCCUGUAGCUGUUAUACCUGGACAAUUCGCUGAAUAUUAUAUGAAUUAUACACCGGAACAAUUAUCCUACCUUCCACUUUCACGUGUCCUAUAUCCACAUCCAUUGCAAAAGCAUAAAAAUCCACCUCCACUGCCUACAACACUUCGAUUUGGAUCAAUUAAACCAAAAGUCAGUACACCACCGGUUGUUAUGACUACUACUAAUUCAGAUUUCGGGGAUCAGUAUUCAACUGGUGGAGAUAAUUCCCGGUUAAUGGAUCCUUCAGAUCAUCAUUAUAAUAAUGAUAAUAAUAAUUAUAAUAAUAGUAAUCAUAGUAAUAGUCAUAUCAUGAAUUCAACAGAUGGUGCGCACCGAGGUGUGCAUCAUACGGAUGGAACAUUUUCGGCUACAGGCAAUGGUAAUACUAAUUAUGCUUGGACCUGCUUAGAAUGCAAGCGUUGUGUAGAGUGUAAUGAUUCUGGUCAAGAGGAUCAAAUGAUGUUCUGUGAUCGUUGUGAUCGUGGUUAUCAUGCCUUUUGUGUUGGUCUUGGUCGAAUACCUAAUGGAAAAUGGGAAUGUCUACUGUGUGAAGCCUUGCCAACACCAGCAAAGAAAGGUCGACCAAGAAAGUAUGCUCCCAAAGAUAUGGAUGAUUUACCCUGGGGGUAUAGUGUAAGAAAGCCGUGUAAACCAAAAGUGAAGAGUAUUAGCAAUUUCUCCCGACCGAAACCAAUGUAUGAUAUUAAAAAAGAUGCGCCUGUAAGGCUGCUUACUCCUGCUUCACACAACAUUCUCCUUUCAGGAGCAGCAGCGGCAGCAGCUGGAGGAGGGUUAGGAGGAGGUAAUACCAGUGGUAAUAUAGAAAUCCCUAAACGUCGUAGAGGUCGACCACCGAAGAAAAAACCUAUAAUACCAAGUUUUCCAACUCCAGUUUCACCGUAUAUUUCAAAUCCGAGUAGUUUCAGUUCAGCACCUUCAGAGAUAUCAGCUUCUUUGCCAGCUGCUCCAUCGACACCACGACCUGAAAAUGAGUCGCAUCCAAUCACCUAUCCCACUGCUACUACUAAUACUACUACUACUACUACUACUAUUGCUACUGUUAGUAGUACUGUCGUUCCUGAAAAAGAAAUACCGUGUAAUGAUAAAAUUCCCAAUUCUCAAGAGAAAACAGAAGAAUCCACUCCGCAUAAUCCUGUUGAAAUCAGUGAAGGGGAUAAAGUUACUGUAAAACAUGAUUCUGAAGUAUCGAUCUCUGAUGCGACAAAUUUAAACGAUCCGAAUAAUGUUGAAAAAUGA